Exophiala bonariae is the source of this 2250-nucleotide messenger RNA. RefSeq lists its product as uncharacterized. Gene Ontology annotation, biological process: DNA-templated transcription. The coding region runs from base 1 to 2250 and encodes 749 amino acids. Gene Ontology annotation, molecular function: zinc ion binding; DNA binding. NCBI's taxonomy places the organism in Eukaryota, Fungi, Ascomycota, Eurotiomycetes, Chaetothyriales, Herpotrichiellaceae. The record is from RefSeq and is a predicted model, not a curated record. The transcript has 6 exons.
AUGCAUGCGUCUUCAGCGUCGCUCCAUACCCUGGAAGAUGAGCUUCUCAGUGAAGCUCGGAGACGCGCUUUCUACAUGGGGCGAAUCCUCAACUACUAUCUCCCGGAUCUUGACCUUAGUACCAAGGGGCUCUACGAGAAGGUGAAGAGUCUCGACUCGGAGCAGAAAGCCGUUGAUCAAUCUGCUGCUGCCAGUCCAGAGAGUGAAUCUGACGUCAAUGAUACCCUACAAGGCGAAGAAUGCACGAUCAAUGCCGUCAAUGAUGAUGUUGCACAUUAUUCGGGAGAGUUAUCGUACUGGAACUUCUCUAUGCGCCUCAACAAGCAUGUGAAAGAUUUGAUGGACACUGAAGAUCAGCAAGAUAUCCCGCACUAUUGGCGCGUAGAGCAACUCAACUCAAGUCCGAUAGCUGUGUCGAAGGCAGCCUCAACACUUCCGCCGCUGCAGAUUGCAGAAUUCUUGAUCUCGGUUUAUCUGAAGCACGCAGCAGUCAGUUAUUUCUGUUUCGAACCGCAUUGGAUAGUGGAGAAGAUGGGUCUAAUCUAUAAUAAAACUCCUCACCUGACUCCCAAGGAUGCGGGUGCAUUGGUGACUCUGCUCGGUGUCUUGGCUAUUGGAAGCCAGCAUGCACAUCUGGAGUCGCCUAAAAAUGCUCGGACGCAGAGAGAAACCGACUCCCAUGACAACGAGCUCGGCGCUGUGUUUUAUCAACAAGCAGCAAGGCUACUGCCUGAAGUGAUCCACCUCGGCUCUUUGGAAAGCGUUCAAGGGUGCUUGCUUCUUGGCUUGUACGCCCUGCCCGUCGAUGCCUCUGGUUUGGGAUACAUCUACUUGAACCUAGCGAUGAAGAUGGCGAUGCAGAAUGGAAUGCAUCGUCAAGCACCUGAUACCGUUUUCGCGCCCGAAGCUAUCUCAAGGCGGAGCAAGAUAUGGUGGACAGUCUAUUGUCUUGAGAGGAAGAUCAGCAUCUACCAUGGGAGACCCAUCUCCGUUCGGCCAAUGGAUAUUGACGUGGGUUUGCCUCAUGACGAAUUUGAGCCUCUUGGACAAGAUUCGAUUUCCUCAACAUCGAGCCUGCGGACGCUGAUUAAGUUGGUUGAUAAUUUGGGACAAGCUGCCGAUGACAUUCUACUGCUUCGAAACCGAAAUAAAUUGCAGACUUCCGGUGUCCUUACCCGACUAAUUUCUAAACGAGAUGAGAUCAAAAGGUGGUGGACAGAUUUGGCCUUGCACAAGCAACCGUUCUCGCGACCAAAGAUACACCUGCAGCUCGAGUAUUGCCUGCUUCGAAUGUUCCUAGGACGCCCUUUCCUGGUCAACCGUGAGGUUCCCGGACUCAGCCCGGACUCAACGUCAGAAGAUGCCCUAGCUCAGCAGAACCCCACACGCAGUACCGCUUCUCAGUCACAACGGCAGUCAUCACGCGCAUCGCGUGCUACAUCUUUGGUGGAUGAUUGCGUUUCAGCUGCGACCGAAGCCAUCGAUCUGUGCCAGGCAUUACGAGACAACGAUUGUGGCCUGGCGGCUGUCUCGUAUGUCGAGUAUAGUUCUUGUAGGGCUUCACUUCUGGUGCUCAUUGCGUUCUGUAUUCGUACCCAGACUAUUCAGUGCUUUGAUCAUCAAAAACGGGGGCUGGAAAUGAUUCGAGAAAUGGCGGCUACAGGAGAGUCAGCAAGGCACGAGAUUCUUCUGAUUGAGGCCCUCGGCCGAGCGUUGAAACGUCUUCAUCUGUGGAACCAAAAUACAUCGCCUGAUAGUAGGGCGUCUCCUAAGCGACCUCAGGCCAGCUAUCACGAUUUCAAGCAGUGGAGGACCCUGUGGAGAGCAGACAAAUCAGUUCCUCGGUCCGCGGAGCCAGAGGAGCAAAUUUUGUCGUCGGCAUCUCGAUCACAGCGAACCGAGGACACGGUGCGACAAGUACAUAGGUCCGAUCUUGGUUUCGUUAACACUGAGGCAAAUGGGUCCGACCAACAACACGAUACUGCAACCUUCGGAAACAUCGUGUCAGGCGUUUCUGCUAGCAACGCAGCUCCAAGAACCUUCGACCCCAGUCUCUUUGGCUCGAACAGUAUGUUCCCCGUGCCAAACGAUUUUUACAAUCAUUCCGAGUGGCAGCUGCUGGAGAGAUUCUUGGCCAUCCCUGACAAUCAAUUCCCACAUGCUGCAGGAAUGCUGGCUGAUUCGCAUUCUUUGACAACCUCAAAUUUGAGAGAUACAAAUAGCCAGGACUUUGGAGGUAUGACAUUUUGA